Messenger RNA from Tetranychus urticae (two-spotted spider mite), 4266 nucleotides. RefSeq lists its product as uncharacterized. Lineage: Eukaryota; Metazoa; Arthropoda; Arachnida; Trombidiformes; Tetranychidae. The record is from RefSeq and is a predicted model, not a curated record. Gene Ontology annotation, biological process: G protein-coupled receptor signaling pathway; response to pheromone.
AAAAUUGCAUUCUGUGAUUAGUUAAUUUCAUUUUAAAUGCAAGAGAAAGUAAAAAGGAAAGAAAGCUUCUGAUUAAAUCUAUUUUUUUUGUGUGUCUUUGAUCUGUUAUCUUCCUUUUGCUAUUGUGCAUCAGUUUAAUAACUUGUGGGACAAUUUGACUGACUCCUGAUGUGACCAUGAAAAUUUAUCCCCACUCAAAUAAAGCAGCUAUCAACUAUCAGCAAUCAUCAUCAACAUCACCACCACCAUAAAUAUACCACCACUAUUAGCAUCACUAUCUGCUUCAGUCAUUACUGUUGUUGAUUUUUUUCUCUUUUUGUCUCUCCUUCUACUCACUAACUCACUGACUAAGCCAGUCACUCAGUCAUUCAUUCUUCUAUCUCAUUUUCCUUCUUCUCUCUUCAUCUUCAAAUAUACUUGAAGUCAUAUAUUUAUAUUUUUUUCAUGUAAAAUGAUGCCUCAAGCUUAUCGGAUAUCUUAAUAAUCAGUUAUCUUUAAACUCAGUCCUCUUCUGGUUCUUGAACGAUCCUCCUCGAUCAAAUCUUCAAAUAUUUCUUUCUAUUAACCACUAAACACAAUUGACAAUCAGACAACAACGUUUAUGAAGUUUUUUACAUUGUAACCCGAUCAAAGAUAAUAAUGACAACAUCAACAACAGAAUUGUGAUUUUUUGAUGGAAUUAGUUUAAUCAUGUAUUUUAAAAAUUUGUGUUUCACAGUAUUAUGAUGUUCAAUUACAGCCGCUAUUGGAUUUAUUUUGGAUAUAUUUGUGUUUCAUCUUGCCUGUCAAUUUAAUACAUAGCACUUGGAAUAAAAUAUCGGUUUCUUUUGUUUCUCACCUGUUUUGUUGUAAAAAGGAUCAAACAAAAUGGAUAAAAGAGACUUCAAAACGAGUAAAAUCUUGUCAAUAAUCAAUGAGACUAUUAGUGAUUCAACUGAAAUACCACCAUUACUUUCCAAUGUUUCAACAAUUAAUUCAACAGUUUCGGCUAUAAUUUCUUCAUCUCCAUCAUCAGCAUCUACGUUUCCAGCAUCUACAAUGAUGGUGACUACGAAUACAUCCUCAUUACCAGCGGCCGUUAGCUCCGGUUUUGACGGCAUCGAGUCUGAAUUAAUAGAAAAGAGUUGGAUAUUCUCAUUGGUUAUACUCAUUCUCUACUUAACAUUAACAUUAAUCCAAGCCUAUGCCUUUGUUCGCCAACGAACACGUAAUUUAUUGGUUUAUCUUUUCACAAUUUCACUAGAGAUGUACACAUUAGCGCUGUUCCUCAAUUCCUUAGAUGUAAUACUCUUCCGCUCAGUCAAUGAUGAACCCAAUAUGAUGCCAUUAAUUGUAGAUAUAUUACGGAUUUCAGCUUUGGCUCUAUUCAUUCUGUUUGUUCUUAUAAUUGCCAAAGGAUGGCCAAUAACUCGAUCAGAGGUUACAGCAAAGCCUCUUGUUGCAAUGGCUUGGCUUGCUUACUUGGCCUCUGAAAUACUUUUAUACAGCUGGACUGAGGGAUCCUUGAUUGAAGAGAGUGAGGAUAGAUAUUUAACCCUGCCAGGGUGGAUAAGUUUGGGCUUACGUAUAAUCAUUAUGAUGUGGUUUCUAUUUGAACUACGAGCUACAAUGAUGUUGGAACAAGAUCAACAAAAAUUACGGUUUUACCUUCAUUUUGGUGUUGGUAUUAUGGUUUGGUUUGUUUACCUACCAAUAAUCGUUUUUGUAGGAUCUCAAACAUCAAUUGAAUGGAAGUACAAUUUCAUUUCUGUGUUCUCUCUGUUGGUUAAUUUUCUGGCUUAUGCCGUAAUGGCGCAUUUCCUCUGGCCAACGAAAUUAACAUACCAUUUCCUGACCCACCCAACUGAAUCAGAUUACUCAGAAGGAAUAGAUGAAUACGAGGAAGCAUCCAGAGAUAGCUUUAACUGUUUAUCCCAAAUCAAUUAUGGUAAUGGAAUUCAUCAUCAUAGGUUUGGCCAUGAUCUUCGGUUACCUAGCUCAAAGACGUGAAUCAUUGUGUUUACUUUUCUUUCCCUAAUUUACCUUUAGUUUGUAACUCUUUAUUUUGUGUCUCUCAUUCUCGCUUUAUCUUUCAUCUUCACAAUCCAUCAAUUGAUCCAUUAGUUUCUAACCAUUAUUAUAUAUUACAAUGUAUAAUAACUCACCAUGAAGAUCCUUGAAACAUCUCGUAACUCACAAAACAUUUACCUAUGGGCUUCAAUUCAUCUAAUUUCUCAAACAAUAAUUGUUUACAUUGUCAUGACACAAAAAAAGAAGUCCACUAAUCUCGAACAAAACCUUAGAAAUGAAAGAAAAAUGCCAAACAAAAGCUAAAUUGUAUUUGUUUUGUGAGUUAAUCAAAAGGAAUAGAGACGAAUAACAACUUUCCUUAAAGUUUACAUAAAUCAUGCAUAAACUACUAAAUGAUAAAUAGCUAAGAGUAGAAAUACAAGAAUCAGAUUUUCUCUUGAUCUUCAUGGAAUUGUUAGAAACGUGAUUCUGAGAACAAAUGAUCGCUAUUCCUAAUUCCUUAUUAUCUCGCCAAAUUGUUUAAAAUGUCGAGUAAAAUAUUUAUCCCAAACUAAUGGAUUAAUUCAUAAAGUGAUAGCAAAAAAAAUUGAGAGAAGCUAAGCCCCGAAUUAUUGAUGAUAUUGAAUUUUUUUUAUAGAUUAUUAUUUAUGUAAACUUUUUCUUCUCACUAUCAUUUCUUUUUUUCUACCAAAUUUCCGUUCAAUUAUCUGAUUCUCUUGAACCCUAAAUUUCAGAUGAAAUGUAGUGAUAUGCUAUUGCAACAACAAAGGAAAAGAAAGACAAAGAAAGAGUUUCUAGGAAGUGAAAUGCAGCAAAAUUAUGAGACAUCCUUAAAAAGCUUUUAAGACUCAUAAUAGCAACUGUAACCACCUCCAAAAUAAAACUAGGGAAUCGAUUGCUCAAAUGAUAUUAGACAGCAAAAAAUGUAAUGAAAUUGCAUUUUCAUUUGUUGUGUGAGUUUGAAAAACAAUGUAAAUUGACUAGGAAGGAGAAGGAAGUUUAUUAUUGCAAAUGUGUGUCCAGUAAAUCCUAAAUGGAUUGAUUGUGAUACACAGACUAAUAAAGUCAGGAAGUCACGCUAAUUCUGAUCCUUGAAACUGAAAACAAUAAUCAACAUAUACAAUAUGCUUCUAAACCCUUUCAUUGUAUAACAGAUGAAAAAGGUCAAUGAUCUCUCUUUAUUUCUCUUUCUUUCUCAUCAUUUAUCUUCUCUCUCUCAAUUUUUACCUUAAUUUCUUUUCCCUCUACUUUCUUUCUUACGCCCAACCAAUUGAUUUUUUUUGUAUUAUGUAAAUAUGUUAUCCAUCUAGAAUCAUGUAAAAUAAUAUAAACACACACAAAAAAACGCAAAAACAAUCAUCGCCAUGAAAAGAAAAGCAAACCCAACCAACCAACUCUGUACACUGUUAAACAAGCCAUUUACCACCAAAGUCCUGUUAUAGAUGCCUUGAUGUAAUCAUCACCCUGACAAAAGCAACAUCAACAAAUCAACGAAUCAAAUACACAAAAUUUCAUUCAUGAAGAAAGCCAAACCGGAACAAUUUUUCAUGGAAAACAAAAAAGGAACGAUUAAAAGAUGAACAAGAUGCGAUCUCAUCAUAGCUCAUGCAUUAAUGUCAAUUAAGUGCUAAAAUCUUUAAAUUGUUUUGUUUUUUGCUCUUUUACCUACUGAUUUUAAACCUUUCCUGAUGAUUUCACCCUUCUUUUCAGGGCAACUCUUCUCUCCUUACCUUAGAUUUUAUGCUCAAUUUAAUUAUUGUUACUAUUAUUGAUCUUCAUUAAGGAGAGAAGAAGAGGAUCAAAUCAUCUUUUAAAACCUUUUUACCUUCUUUUUUCUCCUUUUAGUGUAAACCCUUUUUCAACUCUGAAUCCAUCUUAUUGCUCAUCUUUCAACUUUCAUCUUUUUUAUUCCUCCUUCUUUCGAUUUUAUGUCUAAAUCCAAUCACUUUUUUGCUCCUUUUUUUCAUCGAUUGCAAUCUAUGGAAUCAUCGAACAAUUCUUGAUGUAACAUUAAUUUACUAAUUUCAUCUUUUCUUCACUUCCUUCUCUUCUUCCUUUCUUCCCAUCUUCACUCUACUCUUAUCCUGUUUCCAUCGAUUACAAUAUUACUUUCCAUUUUUCCCUGCAAUCUGUCAAAAAAGUUUGUCUCGCACAUUAAGAGCUAAUCAAGAAAAAGAUGAUAAAUUUAUAUAUAGUCACUCAUACUGUAUAAAUAUAAAUACCGUUCAUGGUUAUAAAUAAAACAUUUCAAUAGAA